AUGUGCGAGUCCAAAGCAAGGAUAAGUGUGAAGAACGCGUGUGGACAGACCGCAGCGGACCUGGCUCGGGCUCAGGGCUUUGCUGACUGCUUCCAGCUCAUCUCCAGCCUCCUGCAGCUCCACGGCGCCCCUGGUGGUCAGAGCCAGGGCAGCAGGAAGAGGCUGCUGGGAGGACAGGAGCACAGCCGCAAGAAGAGGGCCAAGGCGGACGAGGAUCAGCAGCAGCAGCAGCAGGAGCAGGAGCAUCAGCAGCAGGAGCAGCAGGAGCAGGAGCAGCAGCAGCAGCAGCAGCAGGAGCAGGAGCAGCAGCAGCAGGAGCAGCAGCAGCAGGAGCAGGAGCAUCAGCAGCAGCAGCAGCAGCAGCAGCAGGACGUCUGCAUGGACUGUGGAUCUCUUCCAGAUGAGAGCCCAGUCUUUCCGUCGCCUGAAUCCCAAAGCUGUGGCUCUCUGCACGUGGGGGACGGCAGCCCGGAUCGCUGGGGCCCGGACCGUGUGGGCCCCUGGGAGCUGUGCGGCGGAGGGGAGGGUAGUAUCCUGCUGUACGGACACUACCACGGCUACGGGGACACGGCAGAGGAGCUGGUCGCGCCGCUAUGA
Molecule: messenger RNA, 597 nt
Organism: Knipowitschia caucasica
Lineage: Eukaryota; Metazoa; Chordata; Actinopteri; Gobiiformes; Gobiidae
Source: the annotation of a GenBank genome assembly